GAUGAGACGGUCGUCAGCUCCGAGCAGGGCAGUGUCCUGAGCCAUAUCAUAUCACAGUUACGCCCAGGCGCCGACCUCAGCCGCGUAACAUUGCCAACUUUUAUUCUCGAACCGCGCAGCAUGCUGGAACGGAUAACAAACUUCAUGGCACAUCCUGAGACUCUUCUCACACCUCCCACCAUUGACGACCCUGUCCAGCGAUUCGUGGCAGUCACCACAUUUUACAUGAGCGGAUGGCACAUCAAACCACCAGGCGUCAAGAAACCUUUGAACCCCAUCUUAGGGGAGAUAUUCACCGGCUAUUGGGACUACUCGGAUGGCACCAGGGGAUACUACAUCUCUGAGCAGACCAGCCAUCACCCUCCUAAAAGCAGCUAUUUCUUCAUGGCGCCAGAGCACCACAUCCGGAUCGACGGCACAUUGAAACCACGAAGCAAAUUCCUGGGCAACAGUGUAGCCAGUUUCAUGGAAGGCAUUGCCGUUCUCAGACUUCUCAAUAGGAAUGAAAGAUAUUUCGUGACGCAGCCAAACAUAUACGCACGCGGCAUUCUCUUCGGAAAGAUGAAAUAUGAGCUUGGCGAUCAUGCGGUCGUUCGAUGCCCGGAGACGGGUCUAGAGGCAGACAUUGAGUUCAAGGUGAAAGGCUGGGUUGGCGGUACUUACAAUGCGAUUGCCGGCUACAUCAAAGACAGCGAGACCGGAAAGAAUCUCUACGAGCUGAGCGGACUUUGGAACGCGCAAAUGUACAUCAAGGACCUUUCGACCGGCCAAAAGGAGUUGCUCUUCGACGCGUCGCAUGCAAAGCCGAGCAUUCCGAAGAGCAGGCCAUUGGAAGAGCAAGCCCCUAGAGAAAGUCAGAAGUUAUGGCACAGCACGACCGCAGCAAUUAAGAAAGCUGAUCAGAGGACUGCGACUGAUGAGAAGUCGCGGAUAGAGGAUCAGCAAAGGAAAGAGGCGGCUGAAAGGGGAGACCAGGAGUGGAAGCCAAGGCUGUUUAGAGCUGCGCCUCCGGGAGAUGAACAAAAUCUGGAUUGGGUCAUUGAUGCGGAAGUGGACCACACUGCACCAGUGGAGAGGCAGAUUGAGCAGAUACUGGCUAUUGCUCCAAUCCUGCCUGGACAG
Pseudocercospora fijiensis CIRAD86 is the source of this 1122-nucleotide messenger RNA. RefSeq lists its product as uncharacterized. Gene Ontology annotation, cellular component: membrane; cortical endoplasmic reticulum; intracellular membrane-bounded organelle. The transcript has 2 exons. The annotation marks the transcript as partial. NCBI's taxonomy places the organism in Eukaryota, Fungi, Ascomycota, Dothideomycetes, Mycosphaerellales, Mycosphaerellaceae. The record is from RefSeq and is a predicted model, not a curated record. Gene Ontology annotation, molecular function: sterol binding.